Messenger RNA from Monoraphidium neglectum, 975 nucleotides. RefSeq lists its product as hypothetical. The record is from RefSeq and is a predicted model, not a curated record. The coding region runs from base 1 to 975 and encodes 324 amino acids. The transcript has 5 exons. NCBI's taxonomy places the organism in Eukaryota, Viridiplantae, Chlorophyta, Chlorophyceae, Sphaeropleales, Selenastraceae.
AUGCCAGACCCCCUGGGCAACGUCAACAACUGGCUAUUUGUGCGGAAGAUUGAGCCACCGCCGCAGCAGCCCGUCGCAGGGAUCACGUUUGAGCAGCAGCAGCAGCUUCUGCAGCAGCAGCAGCAACAGCAGUUACAGCAACAGGCCCAGCAGCAGCAGCAAGCGCAACAGCAGCAACAACAGCAGCAACAGGCGGUUGCUGCUGCAGCGGCCGCUGCGGCGCUGCUCCAGCAGCAGCAACAGCAGCAGCAGCACUUGGUAGCGGCGGCGCAGCAGGUGGUGGCGGCGCAGCAGCGGUCUCAGGUUGCUGCACAGCAGCAACAGCAGCAACAGGCGCAGGCACAUGCACAGGCACAGCAGCAGCAGGCAGGGAUAAUGCAAGCGCCACGGGCCCAGGCCAUCCCUACCAGCCCCACGGCACUCAGUGGCGCGGCUGGAGGCGGGUCGGCGGCGGGUGGGCCGGGUGCCUCUGUCGCGGUGGGGUCGACACUGGCGGGAGGCGGCGGCCUGGGAGGCGGUGCGGGUGGCAGUGGUGCGGGCGGCAGCGGCGGCGGCGAUGUGGACAUGGUGCCUGCAGACAGCAGCGUGGUGGCGCCCAUCAUCACACAGAGCGACAGGGAGCCGGACCUGACCAAGAAGAAGGUGAGCGAUUUCCUUCACGCCCACAGCGCGUACGAGCUGAUCCCCGAGAGCGGCAAGGUGGUGGUGCUGGACUGCGACCUGCCCGUGAGGCAGGCCUUCCACGCACUGCACGAACAGGGGUGCGCCAGCGCGCCGAUCUGGGAUGGCCGGGAGGGCACCAUCGUGGGUGUCGUGUCCGCCUCAGACUUCAUCCACACGCUGCAGCGGCUGCGCACCGCCGUCAGCCGUGGCGGGAACAACCCCCUCAGCGAGGCUGAGAUGGACGCGCACACGGUGGGCAUGAGUGUCAGCGACGCCACGCUGUGCUUGCACCCCCCCUCCUCCUGGCUGUGA